Molecule: messenger RNA, 216 nt
Organism: Knipowitschia caucasica
Lineage: Eukaryota; Metazoa; Chordata; Actinopteri; Gobiiformes; Gobiidae
Source: the annotation of a GenBank genome assembly
AUGCAGUUGGGGGGAGCCCAUUUCCAUAAGGACCCGUAUGUGGCGGACGUGACCGUUAUCCGCCGCUUGGCACUUCCUGUGGCGUGUCCUCCUCCGUCUCGGCUUCAGAUUCGGACGAUAACAGUGGAACGGUCGCAGCGACGCAGACUCAUUAGUCCAAUCUGCUACCCUGGGGCAGCUAACCGGCACCCUGGACCCAGCUGGGACAGAACCUAG